Limulus polyphemus (Atlantic horseshoe crab) is the source of this 1581-nucleotide messenger RNA. Its product is annotated as T-box transcription factor TBX20-like. Lineage: Eukaryota; Metazoa; Arthropoda; Merostomata; Xiphosura; Limulidae. Gene Ontology annotation, cellular component: nucleus. Gene Ontology annotation, biological process: cell fate specification; positive regulation of DNA-templated transcription; heart development. The transcript is spliced from 6 exons. Gene Ontology annotation, molecular function: RNA polymerase II cis-regulatory region sequence-specific DNA binding; DNA-binding transcription factor activity, RNA polymerase II-specific. The record is from RefSeq and is a predicted model, not a curated record. The coding region runs from base 1 to 1581 and encodes 526 amino acids.
AUGCGGAAAGCUCCAAUUACCAGCCCGUGUGCUAUGACUACACCGAAGUCCUCGGUUAAAGCUACCGACUUUUCAAUUGCCGCGAUCAUGGCUCGACAAGGUCCGAAGUUCUGUGCACCACUGGCGGCAGAGAAAGAUGCCGUAAUCUCAGUUUUCUUACAUUUACUAAUCCAGUGUUUAUUAUCACGUAUUUCAGAAAUUCCAACCCCUCUUGAGCACCAUCAAUCGGAGGAUGUUAACACAGAACUACAGUAUGCACCAUCUUCACCUGAAGAAAUCCUCACUGAAUCUUCACGUCCAUCCCUGCCCCUUAAGUUAGACGAAAACGACAACGACAUGAGGAUUUCGUCGUCGAUUAAAGAAGACGAUGGAGUAUUUAUGUCAUCUGACGAGAGCAUUGGAAGUCGUUUUAUGUCUGAAGGUUCCCAGAAUAAGCGCCAGAAGAAAGCCGAUCCCAAUACGUGCUCUAGUGUACUGUGCAACUGCGAAGAACUCAACAACACCGAAUGCUACCUGGAAAACAAGGAAUUAUGGGACAAGUUUUUCGAACAGGGAACAGAGAUGAUUAUUACAAAAUUAGGAAGGCGCAUGUUUCCCACAAUCAGGGUGUGUUUUAGUGGUCUCAACCCAGCCACGAAGUAUGCUGUACUACUAGACGUUGUCCCGGUGGACAACAAGCGUUACCGCUACGUUUAUCAUCAGUCAUCUUGGCAGGUUGCUGGUAAAGCUAACCCUCCUUCCCUGGCCCGCCUUUAUCCCCACCGAGAUUCGCCUUUUACUGGAGACCAACUAAAGAAGCAGGUGGUUUCUUUCGAAAAUGUCAAACUGACCAAUAAUGACAUGAAUAAACACGAUCAAAUAGUUCUGAAUUCUAUGCAUAAGUAUCAACCAAGAAUUCAUCUUGUUCGAAAAAAGAACUUCCCAAACACUCCAAUCAGCGAUCUCGAAACGGAAGACUUCAGGACGUUUGUUUUUCCUGAAACGUUGUUCACAGCCGUCACAGCCUAUCAAAAUCAACUUAUAACAAAACUGAAAAUUGACAGCAACCCCUUUGCUAAAGGAUUUAGGGAAUCGUCUCGUAUAACGGGAAUAGAAAGGGAGAUCAUAGAGUCAGAAAGCUCCCGUACCCAGUUUCCCUCAUUUCUGGAUGUGGAUGCUGCAGAUGUACUGUUCCAUAGCAAGACUACCACGUUAAGUUUAACACCAGGACCGCCAGUUAUGUGGAAACCGUCAAAUGAUCCGACUGCACUUACAUCCAAAGACUUAUACAAUACUACGGCUUCUAAGCCAAACUAUAUUCCAAACACAUAUUCCUUCUAUAAUUUAAGUGUUGAUCCUCUUCUUAUUAGUCUUCCAUACCAAGUACGAACUCAUCGUGUACUCAAUACCUCCAGAAGAUUUGGACAUUUCAGUGAAAUGACGUCACUUGCUAGGUUGGGUGUCAUUUCCACUUCAGCUAAUUCAACUACCUUACUUCGUCCAGUACCUGAUUCCCACUCGGAUUCAGUUCUCAGUUCUGGUGUUUACAGAUAUGCCCCCUAUUAUGUUACAAAAAACAAAAGGUUCUGUGAUGCCCUAUAG